UGUACACGGCCUAGAUCUAGUAAGUUCGGAAUGGAAGGAUAAAGUUUUUCAUUUUUACCAUGUAAAUCAAUGUGAUUAUAGGGAAAAAACGCAUUUGUGAGCCCACUCUUUUACAUAAAAACGAUUUUAAAGCGUUUAAAAGAAUUGCCGUUUAACCGGAGUGUCGCAUGUCUCUUGAGCGUGCCCUUGUCAUUACGCGGGACCUGAUGGAGGAAAUGGUGAGAGUCACACAGCAGAAUGGCGGGCAGUUGAGUGGAACAGAGAAGAAACUUGAACUGUCCAAAAUUCAAAACAACGACAACAAUCAUCAAAUGUGAAAUAUUUUUCUCCUCCAUACGUGCUGAACGAUUUCGUAAACGGAAAUAGAUAUACAUCGUUUUAGAAUAGUGGUUUAUGUUUUGACAAUUUCCUUUCAAAAAUCCAACAUGGCGGGGACUCUAGGAUUGUCGUGUACUUCCGGGAUAUUUGUAGUCGCUUUGCUUCAACUUUACGUAUCUUUGGUGAGUGGUCAGAAGCCAGAGAUCGUGAACAACAUCUACCCGGAUGUACAGAGGGUCGGGGGUACGGCCAGGCUCAACUGUACUGUGGCGAGACUCGGCCAGAACUCGGUCCAGUGGUCCUUCAAAGGGAAGCAAGGAGAUGAGGUGAUCAGUAUCAACGAACGCAUCCAGGUGAUCAAUAUCAGGAAGGGAUCCAUUCCCAAUUAUGA
This is a messenger RNA of Aplysia californica (California sea hare), 709 nucleotides long. RefSeq names its product protein amalgam. The record is from RefSeq and is a predicted model, not a curated record. Gene Ontology annotation, cellular component: neuron projection. Lineage: Eukaryota; Metazoa; Mollusca; Gastropoda; Aplysiida; Aplysiidae.